This is a messenger RNA of Wyeomyia smithii (pitcher-plant mosquito), 4169 nucleotides long. It is a transcript of the gene RNaseZ, whose product is annotated as ribonuclease Z, mitochondrial. The coding region runs from base 118 to 2577 and encodes 819 amino acids. Gene Ontology annotation, cellular component: mitochondrion. NCBI's taxonomy places the organism in Eukaryota, Metazoa, Arthropoda, Insecta, Diptera, Culicidae. Gene Ontology annotation, biological process: mitochondrial tRNA 3'-end processing. The record is from RefSeq and is a predicted model, not a curated record. The transcript has 7 exons. Gene Ontology annotation, molecular function: 3'-tRNA processing endoribonuclease activity.
CAACAUAGCAGCAGAACCAGCACCGCAUAGUACACAUGCACGCAUUUCGUUCUCUCGAGUUGGUUAAUUCACCGGUACGAUAGUCGGCGUGUGCUGAGAAACUGCAGAAUCAGAUUCAUGCAUAAAUUAACAAUAAGCCAAAAGUUCGCUAAAUUUUGUAAUCUUACAUUGCGGUAUAGUUCUUCUCAAUCAAAACUAAAUCGACUGCUUUUUGAAAUGCCGCUGGAUCCAAAACACAUUGCCGAAGCACAAAAACAACGUCUCAAAUUGAAACAGAAAUUGAUAAAGACAUCGCCUGGAAUUGUGAAUCUGCAAAUUGUUGGAUCUGGUGCUCUGGGUGCUCCAGCUUCUAUAUAUCUGUUCAGCGAUCAAACGCGAUAUCUGUUCAAUUGUGGAGAAGGCACCCAACGUUUAGCUUAUGAGCAUAAAACGAAAUUAUCCUGCUUGGAAAACAUCUUUAUGACCCGAACGUGUUGGGAAAGAAUCGGGGGUUUACCAGGAAUUUGCCUAACCAUGCAGGAUGUGGGAGUUCCGAGUGUCACUCUUCAUGGGCCCCCAGGUUUGGGAGAAUUGUUCAAGGCGAUGAGAAGGUUCGUAGUUUUGAAAGAUAUGAACGUGGAUGCACCGGUCUGUACUGCGGAAAACGUGUUUGAAGAUCAUGUUAUGAUACUCAAAUAUGUCGUUAUAAACAGAGAAUCUGAUUCAACAAGCGUUCCUGAGGACGAUGGGAAACUGGUAGACACUACGGUCGAUGAUACUGAUUAUUACGCGUAUGAAAAACGCAGUAAAACAGAACCAAAGGCAAAAAUGUCUGCUCCCAGCCAGUUUCAAAAACAAGACUGGACCAGACGUAAAGAAACAUCCGUUAUGGCGUAUAUAUGCAAGCUGAAACUGCGAUUUGGACAAUUAUCGCUAGAAAAAUGUGUUGACAAGGGGAUAACACCGGGCCCAUUAUUAGGUCAAUUAAAAAAUGGCCACGAUGUAACGCUACCGGAUGGCAGUGUGGUUAAAUCUAGUGACGUACGUGGCCCAGAUGAUCCAGGGCCUGUGUUCAUUUUCAUUGAUCUUCCUAGCGAAGCUUAUCUAAAAGAUUUGGAAGAAAAAAAUAAUGCCUUUGCUCCUUAUCAAAAUAGCGCCACCACUGAUGCAGACCAAGCAAUGUACGUAAUACAUUUCACUCCAUUGGAGGUAAUGGAAACACCAGAAUACAAGCGGUUCAUUGAUAAGUUUUCACCUAGUACAAAACAUGUUGCAUUAAACUCAAUAAACAGCUUUUCUGGUUACGUAGCUUCUCAUCGUAUUCAAUACCAUUUGAAUCAACUGGAUCAGCAAAUCUUUCCUUUGCUAAAGGAACAAAAUAACAACUAUGACGAACCAUGUAAAGUGAACAGUGAGCUUGUAAGAUCAUGUUCGUUGUGUUACUUGCAUGUUAGGCCAAGGAAGGGAAUUGAUCGGGCUUUAGAAGCUGUUAUAAAUCCGGCUGAACAUUUACAGGAGCUUGAUGAUUUACCAGACUUCAAAACAAGUUUGGACGAUGUCCGCAGUAAAAUGAUAGAUUUGAAUGAUAACCGCAAACUUACAACUCGCUCUGAAACGUUUCCAAGGAUAGUGUUUCUCGGUACUGGGUCUUCGAUUCCUAAUAAAACGCGAAAUGUUAGCGCGAUACUGGUACUUAUCAGUGCUAAGACAUCGAUCUUGCUCGACUGUGGCGAAGGAACAGCAGGACAGAUUGUGAGGUUUUUCGGUCGUCAUCAAGCGGAAAAAGUAUUCGAAACCAUCAAAGCGGUUUAUAUAUCUCAUUUGCAUGCUGACCAUCAUCUAGGGCUAUUCGGACUAUUUCAAAUGAGACGUAAACUACUAGGUGUAAGUGGUGAGAAAUUGCUUCUGUUUGCUCCAGAACAAAUGUCCUACUGGUUGAGGCUCUACGAUUGUCGGUUUGAAUCUUUGCGUGAAGAAUAUGUCCUUGUGAAAAAUGCCGACUUAAUUGAAAACCCACUGCGUGAUGAGCGGGUACUUGAGCUAGGGCUUAGAGAGAUUGCGACGUGUCGUGUACGGCAUUGCCCGCAUUCUUUUGGAGUUGCAUUACGAAUGCUAGCCAAAGUCAAAGGUGAUACUGGCGAGGAAGUGAAAAUCACGUAUAGCGGCGAUACUAUGCCCUGUCAGGAUUUGGUAAAUCUAGGACAAAACUCUACAGUUUUAAUUCACGAAGCUACCAUGGAGGAUGAACUGGAAGCAGAGGCCCGAAUUAAAAUGCAUAGCACUUUGUCACAAGCGAUUGAACAGGGUAAAAAAAUGAAUGCCAAGUACACCUUGUUGACACACUUCAGUCAGCGGUACGCAAAGAUUCCGCGUAUCGAAUCUAAUUUAGGGAAUAACUUAGGAAUUGCAUUUGAUAAUAUGGAAGUUACGUUGGAUGACUUACCGAUAUUGUGCAUGUUUUAUCCAGCAUUGAAAGCGAUGUUCAUCAGCCAUUUUGAAGAAAUGGAAGAAAAGGCUCUCAAACGGGCAAACAAGAGGAUUCGGCUGGCACCGGGUGGGAGCAGAGGAAAUAGUAAGGAGUCAUCUCUGAUUAGAUAGGAAGACUGAAUUGUUAUGUUUGUACAAAAAAAAGCUGGCAUAACGGUAAGUCCUAAUAAAUUUAUGAAAUGUUAUUGUUUCGUUUUUUGUGAGAAUUAAAUUCGAUUAAAAGACAACGUGCCAAUGUAGUGUAUAAAAUCACACACUUAAGUUAUGGAUUGAAUUAAUAUGUUCGGAUAAUUUAACUGAGCAAUUUUUUUUUGUUAUUUUUAAAGAUUUUAUUCAUUAAUAUUUACCUUUGAAUGUAUAUUUGUUGUUUGUUUACGUUUUCUUGGUUGUUGCUCUAUUCGUAACAGAUGAAACUUAAAACGUUGAUUUUUCGGUAGUGAAAAAGCAUAGUAGCAUUAUAAGAGUUUCCUUAGCUUUUUUUACAUACAUGCAAUCUAAAAAAAUGCCUAAUCCCUAAACGACAGAUCCAUGCCCUUCCAAUCAGUUUAGUACGAUUGGAAAGCAUAAUUCACAUGUUAUAGAAUACUGUGGAUUAAAUUCUGUUAUUCUGAAGCCUGUCCUUUCGGCCUUCAAAAACUCAUGCCGAUCUAUAUUUCCGUCGUAGCGAUUAUUAUAAGUGUUAGCUAUUAAAAAAUAUCGAGAAACCUAUAAAAUGUUGCUAGGUUGCGUUUUGUUUAAAUAAAUUGUGUAUCAUCGCUCUGAGUUGUAGAUAAAAAUUGAUUGAAAAAUUUUCUUUACGCUUUCUAAUGUUUGAAAGCUUAUUUUUUUUUCUAAUUUCUUUUUGUCAAAAUUACAUCAUCUUCCAUUCGAUUCAAUCACAAUUUUUAUGCAGUCACAAAAGUUAAUGCAGAAUUCAGUCGGUAAAAAAUGUGAAUUUUUUUUGUUCAACUACUUAGUUUUGCUUCAAAGGUAAGAUAUUGUGUUUCGCUGUUCUAUUGAUUUGCUCUCGAACAGGUUAUAAUUUUCAUGGUGUUUCAUUCCAUUUAUUUAAAUUUUUAAGAGGGUCGUACUCGUGGGAAAGAGAAAGUGUCUGUGUAUGAAUUGUUAUAUAAUUUGCUUAGCUAAAAUUAAACAGUAAAAAGUAAAGAGGUUGCUAUUUCAAAACUCUACUGGUAUAGAAAUUGUAGUAAAAGUGUUGGAACAGCUGUGAUGUUUGCUCCAUGACGGGAAAUAUAACUAUGUGGUAUUUGUCAUUUAUUGUUGCCUCGGUUCGACAUAUCUACUGCAAAUAACGUUCGUAGUAGGUUUUUUUUUAAAUAUGACUAUACUGUUUGAAUAUGUGUAUUACGUGAAUUUCAUGUUUUUUAACGUGGCGGAAAUAUGAAUACAUGUGUAAGUCUACGGCUGAUACCAUUUUCGUUUGUCCGGCUUAGCAUGUUUUGCUAAUCUAUGUGAUAUGAAUGCCGUGCAUUUUCAUGUUGUUGUAGUUAUAGUACAAUGAAAGUGUUUCAACAUGUUCCAAUUGAAUUAUAUCUGAACUGCAAUUAGACGCAUUCGAGGGGCUACCUUAAACGCUCCAGCAGACUUCGGCAUGUUUUAACACAUAAUUUUGAUUUACUUUGGCAUCGAAUCAACGUUUUUUACAAGACUAUUUUAUACCUUACAAAAGAUGACAAUGUGUUUAAUCUUCAAUAAAUUUCGUU